AAAGACAAGUUGAUCGGAUCAGAUGCAGGAACAUUACGUCUGAUUUGUGUGCAACAAUUUAGGGUCUGGAGAAGCCUUGACAAGCAAGGCAAUUUCUACGAGGUAAACCAAUCUCGGUUUCGGGUCAUUCCCUCACCAGGCACGUAUAUUUCAUUAUCUAUGUUCACGGAAGGAGCGUGCUUCUUCACAGUGACCGCUGCUGGAGGCAAUGGGGGGUCUGCAGUACCUGGCUCGAGGGCUCUGAACACACAAUCUUUGUUUCCGCCGUCGCUGCCAAACGACUGGAAGAUCGCACGGAUCGCACGCGCUUACCGGGCAGUGCUCCGUAGUCAUCAGAGUACCUGUCUACUUUGUGCGCCCUCAAUCAAUGAAGCCAUCGGUCUAUUAAUGAAUUCGGUCUUCAUCUCGCUCUGUCUCGCAAUGUAAACCCAAUCCAACAGCUGACUUUGACUCAAACGCAAGGCCCACUCGGUGGUAACUUCAAGCGAGCUGCGUGGCUCUCAGACUCGAUACGUGAUGGCGGACUUGGAUACACCAGCAGGGGCUCAAGGGCUUCUCGUAUAGCGUGCAAGAAGUCCGGAUUGAGCGGACGAACGCACAACUACGGUGCUGAAGCGCUCUUCGAGUUGUCAAUACUCGCGGCAACUAGUUAGUUUCGAGGGUUGGAACUACCCCCACGUCUUCGCGGUCCUGAUCCCGAAGUCUCACAGCAAGAGUUGCUGAAUUCAUGCUACGCGAGACUCCCUGAUUGCCCCCCCUGCGCACAACGACACUUGAUGGAGCUCAUCGCCAGGCACUGAUAUGGGAUAAUUGCUUACUGGAGCGUCGCCAAUUGAGCGUGUCCAACACGCAUGGUGCAAACUGCAUCAGCGCUUCGGACCCCUGAUUUCAAGUUUGGCGUUGGUCCGCGGAUGAAGGCAAGCCAGGCGCCUCGCGCAAUCAGAACAGUCGUCAGCUCUGAAAGACUCGCACUUGUUGUUCGUCCCCGUCGCUGCAAUGCAAGUGCUCCAGACCGGAUCUGGACCUUCUCAAAUUAGCACUGUUCCGGACGUGCCAAUGAUGGGUACAUACAUAAUCCUCCACGACGUCGCGUCCCACGGCCGCAGCUGCCGCGCCUCCGCCACUCCCAGCUGUGACAGAGAAUACCAGGCGGAUGCUUCCCGCACUCUUUCUCGUGCCUAAUUCCAGCGCUAACUCCUCCUUCGCUGUCAGACAUCGUGCUUCCCCGCUUACGGAGUCUCCGCCACCUGCGGCUUGCCGGACCACCCAAGCGCCUCACAACACCCGCAGGGGGGAGAGGCCAAAACGCCACCUGCGUCAUCGCGCAGCCGGGCCUCCACGCCCAGUGAGCCCGAUAAUGUGCCGUGUGCAGUAAUCAGCAUCAUCCAUCAUCCAUUAUCAUCUUCGAGCCUCCAGCCCGCGCGCGAGAUCCCGGACCAAGAGCGGUGAGGCACCGCGCACGGCGAUUCGAGCGCACAGGCACAGCCGUAAGCGACACUCGCCCGCGCGUAAUUGUGUAUGUACAGUAUGUACCUGCCCUCACACGUCUCGAAGCACACACCCGGGAGCCUACGGGGAUCCGUCCGCGAACUCGGGUCCAGUGCGGAAGUGUUGUCCACCGCACGUCUUCGCAUGCUGUCACAAGUCAAACAAGGUUGGCCUGGCCUGGGCGCGCGCCCGGCGUCUGCCGGUGCUUCGAGGCAUUUUCGGCGACAUGAUGCAUGCCGUGACUCAUAACACACGCAGUUGCAUUAUUUUUGAACCAACAGCAUUACUCUCAACUUGAAGGGCUCACGUGCCGCCCGUGAAACGUCAGCCGCGGAGAGACACGACGCUGGGUAACCUGUUGUCAGUUACGGUUUCAAGUCCACGCCGCUGGCGCUGAAUUAGAAACAGCGCUUUAGAAUACUUGGCUAGAUGUUGAUCAUGAUUCGUGUAGGAUCAAAGUCUACUGGGCUUGUUAUCAUCAGGGUUAUUUCUGUCGUUAUUCAUCGAUAUUCAUCGUUCACCUGGC
Messenger RNA from Mycena citricolor, 2014 nucleotides. The record is from the annotation of a GenBank genome assembly. Lineage: Eukaryota; Fungi; Basidiomycota; Agaricomycetes; Agaricales; Mycenaceae.